Gryllus bimaculatus (two-spotted cricket) is the source of this 3028-nucleotide messenger RNA. Lineage: Eukaryota; Metazoa; Arthropoda; Insecta; Orthoptera; Gryllidae. The record is from the annotation of a GenBank genome assembly.
ACUUGUGUCUCGAGAGAGCAAAUUGCGGAGCCACGAUUGUAGGCGAAGAGAGCAGAGUCGCUGUCAGUGAGUGUCACAUGGCGCCAUGCGACUCUCACGGACAACGGCUGUCUUCGCAUACAAUCGUGGCUCCGCAAUUUGCUCACCCGAGACACAAGUGAGCUGCAAGUGAGUAUAUUACACAGCGGGGUGCUUUGCAGACAGCGUGUAUAUACCAUAUGGCCGUCAAACCGAUGUCUGUGUUUGUCGUCGAUUAAAAUAAGGAGACAUGACCGCUGAUUGGGAUGAAGUGAAGCGACUGGCCGCGGACUUUCAGAGAGCUCAACUUAGUUCCACGGUUCAGAGGCUUUCAGAAAGGAAUUGCAUCGAACUCAUUACAAGGCUUAUUGAAGACAAAUUAUUAGAUGUUGUGUUUACAACAGAUGGGAAAGAAUAUGUUACGCCACAGCAAUUAAGUCGAGAAAUUGAGGAUGAAUUGUAUGUCCAUGGUGGGCGUGUUGAUAUUGUGGAGCUUUCCAAAAUACUGAACGUUGAUUUGAGUCACAUAUCAGCUCAAGUACUCCAAAUUGAAAAUCAAAAUAAGAAUGUGAAAUUGGUCCUUGGUCAACUUUUGGGUAAAUCGUACAUCAAUCGUGUGAUUCAAGAAAUAAAUGAAAAACUGAUGCUGCAAGGACAGAUUACUGUCUCUGAGUUAACUCGACAAUACGAUCUACCUCCAGAAUUUCUCUUGUCUCUUAUAGAGAAAAAUCUUGGAAAAUCUAUUCAUGGAAAACAGGAUGCAACAGACCGUCAAGUGUUCUUCACAGAUGCUUUUCUGCAUCGAAACAAGGCUUGCCUCCGUGGUGCGCUUAUGGCUGCCACUUGCCCUACAUCAGUGGCCCAUCUCUUGUCACAGAGUGGUGUUCAGCAACGUAUCUUCUCAUGCAAGUCUUUAAAAUUGUGAUUGAUAAUUGUUUUUGUUAUUUCUAGUGUCUUCCAACACCUCAGAUAAUGAGUAAUUUUAAUUUUUUUCCUAUAUAAUAUGAAUCUCUGAAGUGCAAAUAAGUUUAUUUGUAGAUCCCUGUGUUUCAUAAAGUUCCCUGAUUAAAGAGAUAAGUCUUCAUCUCUUCUAUUUAUAUACACGUUUUGACUAUUAAAAGUAAAUUCUAACUGACAAUUACUGUCUGGUCAAAAGGUAUUAUUGAUAGCUUAUUGGAAAGAAAGCAAGUUCCUGGUGUCAUUACUGGCAGUCAAUCUGGAAAUAGCCUGUACAUACCAUCUGUUUAUUCUAAAGCACAAAAUGACUGGAUUAAUAAUUUUUACAGGCAGAACGGUUACCUUGAAUAUGAUUCUUUGGGAAGAUUGGGAAUUGGUGACCCUACAUCAUUUAUCCAGAGAAAUUUUCAAAGUGAGAAAUUGCUGCUGUUGAAGUCAUGUGCUGUUGGUGAACAGCUGGUAAAUCAAGUGGAAGCUGCAUUAGAAGAAGCAAUCGCAACCAGUAGCUUUGUGGAUGUAAUGACCCAUUUACCUUCCAUGUUUGAAGCUGAGGACUGCACUAGAAUUGUUAAUGAAGUACUGAAGAUUAUGAAAACAAAAAAUCCUGUACAGAAUGUUAAUGUUUUCUGUGACACUUAUGUUGUUCCUGAUCUUCUUAUACAGAAUCUGAUCAAGGGUUUUGAUCCACUUAUCAAGCAAAAGGCUCAAGAGGCUGUUUCUUCAGGUGCCUAUAUUUCUUCUCAAGCAGAAAUGAAAAUUCACAGUAGUAAAAUGAGUGUGGAUCAUGAAGAUUCCAAAAUAGACAAAAAAGAAGAAAGACGGAAGAAAGCAACUGGUGGAAAGGGUGGAGGAGGUACUCAGGGGCGUGAAACUAAAACUAAAUCAACAAAGAAGAAAUAUUUGCGUGGAAAAGGUGGUGCAGAUGACUGGGAUAGUGAUGAUGAUAGAGAUUCCUCUGCUGCAUCUGGAAACAAAACCUCUAAACAAUCUGCUGGCAAAUUAGAGUUACUCUCUUUUUCUGUAAUUCACAAUUUGUUAGCAGGAAAUGAAGUUUUUCAAAAUGAAGAAUGUGAGGAACUUGUAGAAGAAAUAGCAAAACAAAUUUAUCCUGCCUUAAACAAAAUUGCUCUCGCUGAAGCUAAAGUAGUUUUUGAAAGUACAAUGGCAUCAACAGCACAAACAAGGCGAAAGACACAUAGUGAAUUACAGGAAAAAUUGAAUGCAUUGGUUUCAAAUGUGCGCAUGUUUGACAAAGGAAUCAAAGUUUUUUCUGACAAUGAAUUACAACAACAGCUCAGCAAGUAUCUUCUGAAAAGUUUGUGUACAGAUAUAGCAAAUGAUGUAUUUUCCUACAUUGCUCAGGAAAAUAUGAUUCAAUUUGACCAGUCAAAAGAAAUGACUCCAGAGAUGCGAUUGAAAAUGAUUAAUGAAGUUCCCAAUGAUGCCAAGGAGCCUUUAUCAAAACUUCAUAAAUCUUUGAGUGGCUCAUCCAUUGACAAUUUUCUUUCUUCCCUUGAAGCAAGCAUAGGACCUGGAUUGUGUGAUAUGAUCCUACGAAAACAAGACAAAAGGAAAGAAAGGCCUCAGAUAUAUGCUCAUCGUCAAUCUUUACUAGAACAACUAUCAGUUGUGCAGGAUCCAGCAGUUGUGCUUCACAUUGCCAGUCUUAUCCUAUUUCAAACUUUAACCCAGAGUAUUCUUCAUGCUUCAGGGAGAUUUGUAUCAAACAUUCUAUCUUUCCUUCAACCUCAACUUCCAGCAGAGAUGUAUAACUCGUUUCAGCAGUAUCAUGAUAUGGUAUUGAAGCUGCUAAAAACAGAUGAGAAUGAUCCAGAUCAUGUGGCUCUUAUUACUCUAUUACAAAAUGGUAUGUCAGGGAUUAAAGAAAUGGCUUCCACUUUCAAAAGGCCAUCCACUUCAGAGAAAUCCUAAGAUAAUGCAAUAAAAGAGGGUCUAUGGGCAUUUUUGAUUGUAUGAUUGGUGCAAUGGUUUGUUCUGAGAGCAGUUAUCUUUUUAAAAGUCUAAUGAUAUUUAAUAAAUAAGAUAUAUAAAA